GCUCUCGUCUUUUUUGGGGAGAGAAAAUAAAACCGCAAGUGUCUCAUGACGAAAAGCAGAGAACCGGCGGCUCGUCUUUGACAAGCGCUGGCAUUAUCUCGCCAGGCUGCAAUAUUUACAACCAGGAACUGCUGAAGAGGAAGGCUUUAACUUCAGUCGUUUGGGGGAGGGAAUCCAAUGAAAGGAGAGUGCGUAAGUUUCUUAUUCGUCAAAUUGCUUGGUGACUUUCUGCGGAAAUUGCACUGUCAUCGUUCAAUUUCACCUUAUUGAGAAGUGUUGCGUGUUUCUGCAUCAAACCUGUGGGCCGUGUCCUGUGCCAUGCUCCAGUUUUGAUUUUGCGUCUACACACUCCCAACGCCGGAGAAACGGCGGCCUGAAACGCAGCACGUACCAGCAUGUGAACUUACCCCGAGUUUGCAGCCCUGGGUUCCUCUUUGAAGCCAAUCGCGUACGGAUCAUGGACUGAGUGAGCGAGUGAGCAUCUCCGCAGUUCUGAGAUAACAAGGUGUACAGCUGGAUGAACACAGCAGGCCAAGCAGCAUCAGAGGAGCAGCAAGGCUGACGUUUCGAGUCUGGACCCUUCUUCAGAAAAUCCUUUCCGCAGUUCUUUUUGCUUUUUUUUAUUGAGUGUCUUGGGAUUAGACUGCCUUUUUUUUAGUAAAAGAAAUCCCUUGACCCAGCGAUUGCUGAAUUCUCUCCCUCCUCCAUCUCUCUCCGCCCCACCUCCCAAGCUCAUCCAGGAUUCACCCUCCCAUUUCUCAGGACAAGAGAUCUUAGUAUUUGCAGUGGGAGGAGCUGGGGGAGGGGACGUUUUUCUGCCUUUCUGAUUUGUGGCUGCCUGAUGUUGAGUGGCGGUUUGGGAGGGGGGGUUGGUGCGGUCAGCAAGGUUAUGCUUUAAGUUGUCUGCUGCUUCUUCAAAUACAAACUGGACCCGUCCUCUUACUGCAGCUCCCUGGCUCAUCUCUCCACAACCUUCACUAACCAGCUAGCUGGAACUCACCUUCCGCUCGCUCUCAGCGUUGUCAUUGGCGUCACUAAGUUUGUGUGCAGGCUGCUUGGAUUUUCUUUUUCCUUCUGUCUCUGGUCGUUUCAUCCCCCCCGUACGGUGUGUACAAAUGAUGUCUGCAGUCUCGGUGCACAUUUAUGAGAAACCCUAUCCACCACACGCAUAGAUACAAAAUAUGGUGAUAGCUCUGCAUUGCAAUUGCUGCCGGGGUUGAAUUUUUUUUGUACAGAUCCCUCUGUAAAAUCUACCUUUUUCCACCCCGGGACUCCUCAGUCUGUGCCUCAUGGAGAAGUCGGCCGCCACCUCAGGGCUAUGCAUGCCGCGGAAUUUCAGCUGCAUCGCCGGUUUGUCAGGGAGCUUGGCCGAGGAGUGUGUCCUGGCCUCGAUGGGAGACGGGGAGAACUGCAAACGCCAGGGUCAGGCCGACAAGCAACGCAGCCGGGAAGGAGCCAGCGGCAGCAACAAGACCCCGAGCCCCGGGCAGAGGAGACGGGCCAAGUCCCUGCCGGCUCCCGGGGGCCGAGCGGUCACCGUGCUGACCCGGGCAAGGAGCAAGAAGGUUCGCUUCGCCGACUCGCUGGGUCUGGAGCUGACCACCAUCCGCCACUUUUGCGACGCCGAGGUACCCCACGUCCCCCAGAGGGUGAUGGCCAGGCUCCGGGAGCAACCCCCCGACCACCUGCUCAGCAACAACAUGAUGGCCAUGUUUCUGGACAGUCCCACUCGCCUCCUGGAGCCCCUGUUCAGCAACCCGGGCAGCUCGCCUGACUUCGAGCACAGGCUCCGGCACGACCGCGUUUGCCUGGAGAGCAUCUCCACCGACCAGUUCAGCGUCCUGGGGCUGGUCAAGGUGGUCAACAUUGCCUACGAGAAGCAGGUGACGGUCAGGUACACCCUCAAUCAGUGGGACUCCUACAUGGACGUCGCUGCCGCCUACGCCGAGCAGUCCGCGGACCGGAGCACGGACACUUUCUCCUUCAAACUGGUGGCCCCCGUCUUCCUUGACACGGGGGGCACCCUCCAGUUCGCCAUCCGUUACUUGGUGGCGGGCCGGGAGUACUGGGACAACAACAAGGGCUCUGACUACCAGGUAAGAAGCCACAAGUUCAAAAUCUCCCCACCAAAAGACUGGGAAAACGGCUGGAUCCACUUCAUUUGAAAAAAAAAGGGGCAAGAAGAUGUUCCUAUCUCUACCAGAGCCUGUACUAUUAAUUUAGCAUGUCAUUUGUGGUCACGAUGAGAGAUGAGGUUCUAAUUUUGUUUGUUUCAAGCUCUUCAACUGUUAUCACUUUAAAAGAUGGACAUUAAUUCAGUUUUGCGUUUUUUAAGAAAAAAGAAAGAACUGUUUUUAUUGGGAAAGUUGGUCACAAUUUUUUAAAGUCAGCAGUUAACUUGAGUUUGUUUUUUGUUUGGGAAGGGAUUCCUGUGUUUCUCCAGCACUUUAAAAAAAAAUUUGCUGAUGUUUAUGUGACCAGGUUUUCCUCAGCACCAAUGAGUAACAGGAAACCUAUGCAAAGAGAGGAAAAAUAUGAGAUCACGUCCAGUCUACAGCCAUAGAUCGAUAGAGAUAGGGGUUAGCUUCUGUUGCAGAAGGCAUCUUAGACGUGGAUAAUAUUUUUAACUCUUUUUAAUGCACUUUGCAGUUCCAAAGUGACACUUUCUAUUCAUUGUACAGAGACCAAUGUAGCUCAUUCUCAAAGCAUAAUACGACUAAUAGCAUUUUUAUAGAAGAAAAAGUGUCUUAGUAAACCAUUAAGUUUUCACUUCUGCAAGCAUGCUAUAAGUCAUAUCAACACACACCAUGAAGCUAUUUCCUCCAGCUUUUAUCCCUUUCCAGUGACUGGCUGUAAUCCAGAGCUGUGACCUGAUUAACCUUUCAGUAUUGAGAAAGGCACUGUCAAGGAGUUAAAUAUUGUUCUUAGGACUAAAGGGAUCAGAGGGUUUGGGGGAGAAAGUGGGCACGUGGAAGUGAUUUGGAUGAUCAGCCCUGAUCAUAUUGAUUGAUGGAGCAGGCUCGAAGGGCUAAAUGACUGACUCCUAGUCCUGUUUUCUACGUUUCUAUAACAAUGAAGGCCAAAGCAAGUUGAUUAUAAUGACGUUGAGGAAGUUAGGAGAAGGGGAAGUGGUGCCAAAUGUAGAUGUAUUAGAUGAAAGUUUAAAGACUAGUGAAGUAAACUGCCAGAGAAACAAAUUGUAAAAAGGUUACAAUGGAAUCGAUAGUUAACCUAAUACUUUUUCAGUCAGAUGACAGAUUUAGAUCUGGUAAAAUAAAAGUAUGUGCUUUGAUUAGUCCAAGUUCUGGGACAUUUCCAUUUCUAGAAAUGGUAUGGUAAAGAACAUAACAGAGGAUAUUAGGAGUUUGAGAAUUUAAGAAAGUCGGCGCACAUAGAAGUUGUGUCCUGUUGCAAUGGUGUGGUUGGGGAAAGAGAAUAGACAACACUAUGCUGUGCACAUUCUUUGAUGAAGAUAUAAAUGUCUUUUCUAUGACUGGUUUUAAUUUAUUCGCUGUUAGAAUAUAUUUGUUUACUUCUCAGUAAACAAAUGCUUAAAUUCUAAAUAAAGGGAAACAUUUAAACAGGUGUCAGUAUUAGUUUAACUCCAGAAAUAAUCUCUUAUUGCAUCUGUUGCCCUGGCUUGUAAAAUGGUCUGUUCCUUGCAAUGUCACUGUGUCAUUGUAAAAACAUAAAGUGCACACUUGUGUUGGAUGAAUCUCCUGGAAAAUGCUGCAUGUUUUAUUUUUAACCCCUAUUUUGUGCUGGAAUGGCCUCAGCAUUGCUUAUACCUUUAUCUGUAAUUUGAUUCCGCCAUUUCUAUGAGGAAAUAAUGUUAGAGCUAAAAUAACCAACUAUAUAUUAUACAUGCAUCUGUAGAUGGAGGUGAUUUUCUGAUGCAGUGAUAGUGUCUCUGCCAUCCAACCAGAAGCUCUGGAUUGAAUUCUCACUUAUUGGCCAUUGGAGGUGCUGUCUCGUAUGGUCAAGCAGGUUGAUUAUCAGCCUGUAAGUUCUUUCACUGUGCCUGAUGAUAGCUAGUAAGAGUUGGACAGUUUUCUGAUGAACCAUCCUGCAGAAGGCAAAUUACUGCUGUACUUUGCUGUUAAAUGUGGAGCAAUCCUUGGAGAUGAGGGCAGGAAAAAUGAUAGAAAGACUCAUGUAGAUGCACAUAGCACAUCUUAAAAAAAAACUGACGUAAGACCAAGUGCAUUUGGCCUGCUAUUGUGAGGAACCUCUCACCUGCUGUAUUUUCAAUCAUGAAUAUCGGGAGGCUUAGCAAGGUGAUAUGGUGCUGACUGAAUCCUUCAUUUUAUUUUGUAAAUGUGAUAUACCUUUUAAAAUGAAAACAAAAUCCAUGUAGUUGAGAGGCAAAAGCAAAUAAGCUUGGAUAAUGUAUAUAGAAAGUGCUGGAAAAGCUUAUCAGGAAUGGCAGCAUCUUUGGAGAGAGAAAAGCAAAAUUAACAAUUUGAAUCAAAUAUGAAGUUUUCCAGCACUGUCUGUUUUUAUUUCAGGUUUACAGUAUUUGUGUUCAUUCAGAGAAUCUUGUUCUCAGUUUGUUUUUAGUGCUACGCUUCGGGUUUUGAAGUAAUGUCGCUGGAUUAGUUCUGGGGAUGUGGGUUUGAGUCCUGCCUUGAAAGCUGGUGGAACUUGAAGUCAAUUAAAAUCUGGAAUUUUAAAAAAAUGCUGGUCAAAUGGCACCAUGUAACCAUUGUCAAUUGUUGGAACACCCAUCAGGUUCAUUGUAAUGUUCUUUAGGGAAGUGAAUCUGCCAUCCUUAUCUGAUCAGGCCUACAUGCACCUCCAGAUCUACAGCAAUGUUUUGAAUCUUAACUACUCUCUGGACAAUUAGGGAUGGGCAAUAAGUGCUGGCCUAGCCAUCGAUGCCCUCAUUCCAUGAAAGAAUAAAGGAGCCAAGAAGAAGGUGCUGGACAUAGACCCAAAGAUGGGUUUACCUUACCUCCAUUCCUCCUCCCUCCACCCUUCCGAUCCUCUAGGCAAAUGUUCCAUUUGGUGUUUCCUUUCUUUUUACAAUUUUGUGAGUAAAAUAUGAAUCACAAGGAAUUUAAAGUGCAAUCACGGGCAUAUUUAACACCGUGGUGCUAGCAUUACCUAACUGGAUGAUGCCUUGUUAAGCACUUUCAAAUUCAUCAUUAGCACGGUGGCUCAGGGGUUAGCACUGCUGCCUCACAGUGACAGGACCUGGGCUUGAUUCCACCCGCAGGUGACUGUCUGUGUGGAGUUUGCACAUUCCCCCUGUGUCUGCUUGUGUUUCCACAGGGUGCUCAGGCUUUGUCCCACAGUUCAAAGAUGUGCAGUUUGAGUGGAUUGGCCGUGCUAAAUUGGCGCGUAGUGAUCAGGGAUGUGCAGUCUAGGUGGACUAGCCCUAGUAAAUGCAGGGUUAUGGGGAUUGAGUGGUGGUGCUGUGUCCAGGUAGAAUGCUGUUUGGAGGGUCAUUGCAGACUUGAUGGGCCAAAUGGCCUCUUUCUGCAUUUUUAUAGUAUCUCUUGUAGCAUUUUUACAAUUCUAUAUAGCAGAUCAGAGAAUACUCAAAGGGCAUUUAUAUGUAUAAUAACCAUUAAUUAUAGCUACUGUGAUAUCAUUCCCUCAGACAAAUAUCUGACUUAUUAUGGGAGAAGGUGUAAACAAUACAGGUUGUAUUCUAGCAGCAAAACAGGGAUUAAAAGUAGGAUGGGACAUUUUCUUAGAGAUUUUCAUCAGACAUUGAAUUCUGGAAACUUUUUAAAUAAAUGCUUGGAUUGUAAUCACGAGUGUGAAACAUGAAGGUGGACAAUGUAAUAAAUUCUGCUUAUGUCUGAAUUUUGACAUGUAAAUCUUCUUCAGCUGCUGACUGCCUCCUGCUUAUGUCUAUACCUUUUGUAUUCUUGUGUAUGUAAUGUAACUAGUAGCUUAAAAAGUGUUGACUUGUUUUCAACACCACAUGAAAUAGACCUGCAGGAAUAUUUUUUGUGUUAUCAUUUACAUCUAUGCAAUCUGCAGACUGACAAGAUUGAAUCAGAUUGGAUUCUAUUUUAAAAGAAAAUUGAAUUACUCAGUCUCCAAAAUUUACCUUUCCAAUUGAACCUUCCAAAUUACCUUUACAUAUUAAUGCCAGUGAAGGUCAGGACUUUUAUUGCAUGAAGAAACCAGAGACCCUGCAUUGUUCUUCUUUAUUGUUGAGAAGUUGAAGAUGAAAUUUUAUAGACCAGUUUGAAACGUAGGAGGUGUUUUGUUUGAGUAAGUAAGGAGAAACUGUUUCCACUGACAGGGCUGGUCAAUUAUCAAAGCUAAUUUAAGGUAAUUAUGAAAGGAACCAAAAGUGGCUAACAGGUAUUUUUUUCAUAUGCUGAAUUAUUAUCCUAUUCUGGUAUGCACUGCCUGAAGAAAGGAGGAGCAGACUCAAUAGUAGCUUUCAAAAGUGAAUUGGAUAUAAACUUGAAGGGGAAGAAAUUCAGGGCUAUGGGAAUGGAAUGGGAAUUUGGAAUAAACUGGCACAGACAUGACGGACUGAAUGGCCUUAUUAUAGUCAUAUAAGAUAGACUGAUUCUAUGUUUAUACCUGUAAUUAUAACUUCAUGAAUUUGUAGCAACUGAUUUCGGGACUGUGACCCUUGUGAACUCUACAUAAUGUCAGCCGUGAACAGUUGGUCCAUUUCAACAGAGUUGUUUCACUUAACCUAUUUCAUAAACAAAAGUUCCAUUAUUAAAAAAUCCAGAAUAUUCCUCACCUGAUUCAUGUGCUUCCGUUACAAAACACAGUUCCUGGCACUGUUUGUGAAAGGUAUCCUCAGACUAGUGUUAACUUGAUAUUUGUGUUAGGCUUUUGAUGCGCUGUGAAGGUGCACUCCACAUUGUUUAGCUGAAGCUCACACACAAUUUAGCGCACAAGGAGAUUUGCCAUGUCAGUUUGCUUCACAAACUAAUGGUGAGCGACUUGGAGAGGAACUUAGAGCUGGUGCUGUUUCUAGGCAUCUGCUGCCCUUGUCCUUCUAGAUGGAAGUGGUAGUGAGUCUGAUAGGUGCUGUCUAGGCGGCCUUAUGAAUUUAAUCAAUGCAUCUUGUGGAUAUAUGGCUGCUAUUGACAAAACUGAAUUUACGGUUACGCCACUUGUGGGAUUAUCUUGCUGACUACUGUCAGAAAUUGUUUUGAAACAAUUGCUGGGAAGCAAGCCAAUCUGUUCCACAGUUUUUGAGUGAUGAAAUUGACUAAUGUGUUCACACAAAUCCAUUGCUACCCCCAGUUUUCAAGUAAAUCUGUAUUAAAACGUCUGCAUGCUUAAAACUACAUGAGUUUGUUUAAAGUUUAGCCUUUUGUUCUGUGAAUUUUGUCAGAAGUCACAUGACACCAGGUAAUGGUCUUUGAUGAUGGAGCUAUGCUCUGCAACCUUGUGACUUCAAAUAAACCUCUUUGGAGUAUAACCUGGUGUCGUGGGAUUUCUGACUUUGUCCACUCCAUGGCAUCUCAACAUCAUGUGAAUUUUGUGUUAGCAGUCUCUCAAUUUAUAGGCUUCUUGCCUGUUGUGUAAGAAAGUUCUUAGAUCCUGAGCACCAAAAUCCAUACUGUCACGUAGGUGGAAUACUGAGGGAGUGCUAAACAAAUGGAGGUGCUGCAUUUCAGGUAAAGUGUUAAAUCAAAGCCUCUAUUGCUCUAUAACAGUAUAUUUAUCUUUAUCAUUCAUUCAUGGCAUCUGACUUCACUCACUGGGUUAGCAUUUAUUGCAUCCCCUAUUGUCCUUAGUGAAGUGACGAUGAGCUACUUUCUUGAGUCACUGCAGCCUCUUUGGGGUACGUACCCCUACUGGCUUGUAGAGGACCUUGCAGGUGUCGGUGUUACCUUGUAUCUGCUGCCUUUGUUUUAUUCUAGGUGGAAAUAGUUGUACAUUUGGAAGCUGCUGUCUAAAGAGCCUUGGUGAGCUUUUGCGUGCAUCUUGUAGGUAGCGUACACUGCUGCCACUGAAUGUUGGUGGUGGAGGGAGUGGAUGCUUGUUGAUGUGGUUCCAAUCAAAUGGACUGCUUUGUCCUGGAUGGUGUCGGGCUUUUUGAGUGUUAUUGGAGCUGCACCCAUCCAGGCAUGUGUGGAGUAUUCCAUCACACUCCUGACUUGCGCCUUGUCGUUGGCUGACAGGAAUCAGGGAGUCAUGAGGUGAGUUACUCACUGCAGGAUUCCUAGCCUUUGAACUGUUUGUAUAGACACAGUAUUUAUAUGGUUUGUAUAGCCCAGUUUGUAGUCAUUGUUAACACCCAGGAUGUUGAUGGUGGAGGAUUCAGCAGUAGCAGUGCAAUUGAAUGUCAAGGGGGCAGUGGUUAAAUUCUCUCUUGUUAGAAAUGGUCAUUGUCUGGCACUUUGGAUAUGGAUAAUAAAUUAAUGGCACAAAUUUUGAAGAAGAGUAAGCAGGUUCUCCUGGUAAUCUGGCCAAUGUAUAUCUCAACCAGCAACACACAAAUAGAUUUUCUAGGCAAUAUCCCAGUGCUAUUUGUAGAACUUGCUGUGUGCGAAUUGGCUGCUGUAGUUCCUAAUUCCCACGGGGAUCUCAUUGGCUGUAAAGUGCUUUGAAACAUCAGGAGGCCAUGCAAAGUGCUAAAUCUUACAUACAAAAAUAAUGAUCUAAAUGCUGUCUUAAAAUUUCAGCCCGCCAUUAUGAAAUAUGCAAGAGGAUAGCCAAUAAAGCUAUUUUCUGUGUAUUAUCUAGAAUUUGCUGUGUUCUGAUUGGAUUUAAAAAAAGUGAUCAACACAGAACAUUCACUCUCAGCAUAACCUGGCUUUAGCUGGACAAAAGUGAUGGCCAGAAACUGUCGAACAUUUCUGUUACCCUGUAAUGUCAAAGAUUUGAUUUCGACCCGGAUUAAAGGUAACAAUAGUAAAAUAUUCUCAAUUGCCAAAUUCCAACUGCUCUUUACCCAUUAGACCAUAAGAUGUAGGAGCAGAAGAAGGCUAUUCAGCCCUUUAAGUCUGCUCUGCCGUUCACAUCCCACUUUCCUGCCUUUUCCCUAUAACCCUUGAUUUCCUUACUGAUGAAAAAUUUGUCUGUCUCAGCCUUGAAUGUGUUUAUUUUGACUCUCAUCCCUGAGCAGCCUGUGGAUGGACAUCAGUUAGCAUGAUGGGCCAUCACAGCACUAGUGGAGUUAGGGUGAGCAGCUCUGACGUACCUGUGGCAAUUGUAAUGAGGUCUGUAGGUGGACCUCAAGAAUAUAGGGGGUGUUAAUCUGGUUCAAUCAGGGAGCCCCAGCUAACAGAUAAGAACAGGAAUGUCCUGUUCACUCUGAGAGAGCUGGAUCAGUGUCAAGGACUCUCCAUGUCUGCAUAAAAUUUGAUUUGGUGAUGGGAUCCUAGCCACUGUGGAGUUAUUUCACUAUGAGGGGAGGUCAUUCACUAAAGCAGUAAAUUUAAAACUGUCUAUCAUGGUCAGACUUAUAAUGCUAGUGCACCACUAAUCCCCAAUCUGAUCUAGCCAAAGAAUAACUAUGCUGUACCAAUAAAAAAGAUGCCAUGCUUGUUCUGCACCUGUAUUGAAUUAUGCCAGUCUGAAGAAUAGUGGCAGAGAUAAAAUUGGACUCAGUGACAGAGAUGGAUGAAAAUCCCUUUUAAUGGUUAUCUUGUUGGAAGUGUUUAUGGAUGUUUGAGGAUGGGAUUGUACUUGGUGUUGGUGCCAUCGACAGCUGAUGUUGAGAGUGUCCCUUUAUUUCAGAAAUGAUCAUUUGAACUAAUACCCUAGCGGCAUUUGUUAUGGAAGCGCAUGCCAGAUCUAGACAGCACCAUUAUAUUGGAGGGGCAGAACUAACUUCUGAGUCCAAGGUUAAACAUUCCAUGCAGUACUGUAUUUCACUUGUAAAACUGUCAUUCUGUCAAUGUUGUAACAUUAGUUUUCUACAUAUGUCUCACUUGCCCUAAGCACCUUAAUUAUUCUGAGUAAUUGUGGCAUAUGUUGCCAUUUUAAGAAACAGUUCAAAAUAGGUCAUUGUCUCCAGGUCUUCAACUUCAUUCACUUCUGUAACAAUCUGGACUUCAGUUGAUUGUGUAUUUUGUAAUGUUUUUGGGAGACAUGUCAAGCUGCUAUAUAAAUUCAUGUUCUUCAUUCACAUUUGAAGUAUCCUGUGAUCAGAUUAACUAAGCAACUCUUUUUUUUGAGCGACAACUGUCACUGCAGUUCUUCGCAAAAAAAAAGGCUUGCAGCCUAUUGUAUGCAAGUUACUCUUUUUGACAUCAUCUCCCAGCCAACUAUGUAUGACGGCUCCAUUGGUAGCACUGUUGCUAUUAACUUAUAAUUUUGUGGUUCAACUCUCACACCAGAGACUUGAGCAAGCAAAAUUGGCAUUGUAGUACCAUACCGCUGUUAGAUGUGCCUUUUCUUUUAGGAUUAAGCACUCAAGCAAGCUUCUGUCUGCUUUCAAAGUGGACAUCAGAGAACCUAUUCGAGGAAGAGUGAGAUGUCAACCAUAUUGUCCUGUCCAGUUUCUGUCCUUCUUACUGACAUAAGGAAGAAAUGAAAUCUGCUGAUUGUCACUUUAGUGUUUGUGAGAGCUGGCCAAGUGCAUUGACUACUGUGUUUCCCACACUGUGACAGUGACCACACGUCAAUUGUUUCUUAAGCACUUUGGGACAUCCCAUCUUUGUGAAAGGCACUGUACAAAUUUCUAUUGUGUCGUUGAACCCAGAACUCUGCUUGAUUUCAAUGUCCAAAGAUAUUUGAAAUCAUUAAUCAAUGUAGACCAAUUGUUAAAUACAAUCUGCACUUAAGAACUGAGGGCUGGUUGAGCAGCAUGAUGAUUUCAUCUGGGGAAAUAUUAGAGAUAUUACAUAUGGCCUGUGCUCUCUUGGGCUAAAAAAUACGAAAAUAAAAUCGACCAAAGAUUAUACUUCUGAUCUCUUCACAUACCUUUAAUGCAAACUGAUGCUUGGAGCAGUAGGCCUGGGCUGUUGGGGAAGGGGUUGUGUGAAAUGGGAGCUCCCAUUAUGAUUAGCAUCCUCAAGGAGAAGAGCGGCAUGAAUCUAUCCGUGGCUUGUGAUAGCUUCGGCAUCAACAAUCUAUGUCACACGCUGCUUCUGUUUUUAUUCACUCAUUGGACAUGGGCGUAGCUGGCUGGCAGCAUUUAUUGCCUGCUCCUAGCUGCCGUUGAACUGAAUGACUUGCCAGGUUAUUUCAGAGGGCAAUGGAGAGUCAUUGUUAUGCGUCUAGAGUCACAUGUAGGCCAGACAAGGUGAGGAUGGUGAUUUCCUUCCCUGAAGAACAUUAUUGAACUAUGUGGGUAUUCCAUGGAAAUUGACAAUGGUUUCAUGGUUAUCAGUAGAUUCUUAAUUCCAGAUUUUUUUUAUUGAAGUGAAAUUCCACUAUCUACCGUAGUAGGAUUUGAGCAUGGGUCCUCAUUAUUGCUUUGACUGGUUUCCUCAAUAGGACCAUAGUGGAUUUUUACACCCCUCCCAUUCACUUCCCCUAAUUUACUUCUUUGAUGUCUAAUUGAAUAAAAGGUAGAAAAGAAAUACAAAAUGAAAUUCUUAAAAAAAAUUGUUAGUAACUAGUAGUAAUGCGGUGUUGUCGAUAUGCCCAUCAUAACAUUUAUGAUGGGCUUUGGAGGAAAUUCCCUGAAUGUCACCUCAGGAUUGGUUCUAGAUUUCAACUGUUGUGAAGAGGUCAUGGUAUGACAAGUGUCAACUAGCAAAAAGACUUAUGCGGAUGGAUUGCUACUGUAUAAGAUUAAUCUGGGCCAACACUGUGCAAUAUACUUUAAGAUCAUGUGAUCUUAAUGCAAUUUCUACAGAAUGAGAAACUUGCAUAACUGUCCAAGAAGCACUGUCUGCAGAUCAAAAAUUUGAUUAGAAAUGUAUAAAAGAAUAUAUUAUCCACCCAUUCAUGAAAUGUACAUUCUCCUUAAUUUUAGGAAUUUAAGAUGUGACUUGUGUUGUAGUAUUUUAAUAUAAUAAAUGUCUGUAUUUUUACAUGUAUGUAAAGAAUUACAUCUAUUUUUUAUAAAUGAAUCGUGUUAAAUCAAUGUGUUGUUUAAAGUGCAUAAGUAUUGAACACAAACUAUCUAUCUGCCUUGUCUUUAUAAUUCAGUAUCCUGUUAUAUCUGUGUCAAGCAAAAUCCACUCUUUUCAUUGUGUAAUUUAUGAAUUGCGUGCUCACCAUUUUCAUUAGAUAUCAUUUUGCUUGAAUUUUGAUGGAUGAAAGUGUAUGAAUUUUACUGUAGACUGAGCAGAAUCUUCUUGUGGCAUCGGUAGGGUUUGAGGGUGGUCUUGCCUGCUGGUUAGAGAGCUGGAAACAGAUCCUUGUCACCCCCUUCUUUGCUGAUCAGGCACAGGUGAGACCACCCAUGCCACUUCCUCUGAAACCAGGAGCUUGGCUUGGGAGGAGGCAGAAGUUCUCAGCAGCGCCACAGGGGAGGCAGUGGCUGUUGCUGGAAUAACACCCACCAGAGUCUCAAGGUGGAGAUCCAAGCUAUAGGCCUGGUGAAGAGGGUCGUGAGGGGGUUACAGUGGGAGAGGGUGGUGAGGGCAAUUGCUAGCAAGGGUAAGAGGGGAUGUCACUUAAAUACCCCAUUGCUCUGUUCAAGUAAAUGUCCAUCCUGCUUCCAAACCCAUCACCUGUGAGAGAAGAUCUUGCCUUUUGCUGCCCUAUGGCACUGUUUCUGCCCAGUAGAAUUUUCAUGGCUAGCUGUUUGGGAUGAAUGUAUGGUUUGCUGCUCGAUGGGGAAAAAUAUACUGGAGAACUGUAACUGGCAAGAAGAAUAAAAGUGAAUCAUUCACACAGACUUGUUUGUGUUUGAUUUUGAGCUGUAGAAGAUUUAUCAGAUAGGCAACCUCUAUGAGGUUUCUGGGAAAGAACACUGCACAGUUUUUUUCUUGACCUACUGUCAUAAAUUAUUUUAUUUUAAAUGUACCAGUAAUGAGAAUAUUUUCAUUGCUAUUGCUAGUGGAAUCUUCCUCAUCCCGUUUUGUGUAUUAAACCUAAUUGCCCUGGUUGUUUUUCCUUGUCAUGAGAUCUGGCCUUCAGUUCAAAGAUUUUUUAAAAAUUCUCAGCUUUGGAGCUCUGAGCUUAACCAUUUAUCUGUGCAAUAGUACAUUGGCAAACUAUGCAAUAUCAAAUCUUAAUAGCUAUUGGUUCGAUCAGACCUGCCAAAUAAUUUAAAGAACUAUAGAAAAGCUGGCAGAUUUUCCAUGCAACGUUUUCCUCAACUGGGGUGGUAUAUAAUUUAACUGUGUCUCACCCAGGUGACAACUAUUUGUCUUUCUGUAUGCGUGCAUGUCAAUUUGUAGAAUGCAAAUUUCCGAUCUAAAUAUGGUAUAAAAUGCUACAAAAUAAUCCCUUGCCAUCACGUGUCAAUUUGAAGUUUUAAAGAUUUUAGUGUUACAUUAUACUGCAAGGUGACUUUUAUAAUUAUGGUAAUGUUACAAUGUUCAAACAGUUUGUGGUCUAAUGUUCUGUUUGUAUGCAGUAAACUUGGCCAACAAUUAAAUCCUACUAAUGGGCACUUAAAAGUUCCAUUGUGUUAUUGAAGGUGGGAGUUUGCAAGAACCAAAACUGUUCAGUGGCCAAACAAAGCCAAUCUGGUUGUAUAUGGAAUGGUACCGCUGUAUUUUCUAUUUGUUCAUUGUGAAAAUAUUGCUUUAUAUUUUGUACUUUGUGAUGUCAAUAAA
Molecule: messenger RNA, 13622 nt
Organism: Stegostoma tigrinum
Lineage: Eukaryota; Metazoa; Chordata; Chondrichthyes; Orectolobiformes; Stegostomatidae
Product: protein phosphatase 1 regulatory subunit 3E
Exons: 2
Coding region: 1290-2165 (291 amino acids)
Biological process (GO): regulation of glycogen biosynthetic process
Cellular component (GO): protein phosphatase type 1 complex
Molecular function (GO): glycogen binding; protein phosphatase 1 binding
Source: RefSeq, a predicted model, not a curated record